GAAGGGUGCUCCUUCCUGUCCCUCGCCGUGUGCAUUUUCCUCGCGAGUGAUUUUUUUUUCGAGGUUAGAAUGCACCAGACAGCAGGCUUUCUCGCACGAUCGAGAUGAAUGUCCCCCAUCUGUCGCGUUUGUCGCUCAAACGUUCUCGUCCGAAUGAAAGUUUGAGCCUCGAUGAUAGGGAGAAUGACGUAUCUAUGACCGAUGCCAGUUAGAAUUCACGCGUGACUGAUCCAAUUUCCCUCGUGAUUGAACAGCAUCCCCUCGUUUCGACCUCAUUGGCAAUUAACUUAUCGAGUGACGCCCUUAAUAUUUUGCUAAUGUUGAUAGAAUAGUUAUUGAUUUUUUAUUGUUUGUGAUGCGAGAAAUAAAAGAUUAGAACGAGGAUUUAUACAGAAAUUUUCCUAUAAACUCAAUUCUGAUUGAAUGAAUUGUCCAUUAUGUUAAUUUGAACUUGAUUGGAGUCACCUUAAUGUGCAACAAAUGUCAUAUAUUAGAGAGAGUAAUAUAUAAAAAAUUAUGUAUUUCUGUCGUAUUUCACUUACAAAUUAUGACAGCACUUACAGAUUGAAAGCCACAGAGGACAGCGGAGACGAGGAGUCUCAAUCAAAGGAUAAUCAAAAGGUGGAAAAGGGUCCAUUACCUCCAAUAGAGAUAAGUCCAAAUGAGCAUAAAUUACAAUAUGCUUAUGCACUAUGGUACAGUCGGCGUAGUCCUGGCAAACAGACUAGCAUACAAAGUUAUGACCAGAAUUUAAAGCUUAUCGGCAGGUUUGCUAGCGUGGAGCAGUUUUGGGGUCUUUAUAGUCAUUUAGUACGACCGUCAGAUUUAACAACACAUACAGAUUUCCAUCUUUUCAAAGUUGGCAUAAAGCCCAUGUGGGAGGAUGAAGCUAAUCAAAAAGGUGGCAAAUGGAUAGUAAGAUUACGGAAAGGUUUAGUUUCUAGAUGUUGGGAAAAUCUUAUAUUGGCAAUUUUAGGCGAGCAAUUUAUGGUAGGAGAAGAAAUAUGCGGGGCCGUUGUAUCUAUACGAUUUCAGAUAAAUUGGUAAUUUGAUAGGAGGACAUUAUAUGUGUAUGGAAUAAGACAGCAUCGGAUGUAACGAUAACAGCGCGUAUCAGGGAUACUUUAAGAAGGGUAUUACAUCUUCCACCUACUGCCUCUAUGGAGUAUAAAACCCACAACGAGAGUUUGAAGAAUGUACAUCGACUCUAAAGUUGAAUAAUUUCAAGAACGAGAUAUAUUGCAAUUUUCCUAACAGAUUCACUCAGGUGGUGACGCAUUUGACAGGAAAGUAAAUAAAACAUGAAAUGUUAAGGAACAUCCAUUUGACGAAACACUUUGUUCACAAGUGUCUGUGUUGUAACUUAUGUAAAUAAUGAAUAUAUACAUUGAUCACAAAAAAAUAAAUGUCCUUAUUUCCAAUUUGUUUAACAUGGAAAAAGAA
Messenger RNA from Solenopsis invicta (red fire ant), 1443 nucleotides. RefSeq names its product eukaryotic translation initiation factor 4E type 2 (gene eIF4EHP). Gene Ontology annotation, biological process: translational initiation. Gene Ontology annotation, cellular component: eukaryotic translation initiation factor 4F complex; cytoplasm. Gene Ontology annotation, molecular function: translation initiation factor activity; RNA 7-methylguanosine cap binding. The record is from RefSeq and is a predicted model, not a curated record. The transcript is spliced from 5 exons. NCBI's taxonomy places the organism in Eukaryota, Metazoa, Arthropoda, Insecta, Hymenoptera, Formicidae. Bases 517 to 1047 code for a protein of 176 amino acids.